AUGGGGGCUUACAAGUAUGUCGAAGAACUUUGGAAGAAGAAGCAAUCCGAUGUGAUGCGAUUCUUGCAGCGCAUUCGCGUGUGGGAGUACCGUCAGCUUCCGUCCAUCUGCCGCGUGACGCGCCCGACGCGCCCGGACAAGGCGAGACGCCUUGGGUACAAGGCCAAGCAAGGUUUCGUCAUCUACCGCGCCCGCGUGCGCAGAGGUGGCCGCAAGCGCCCUGUGCCGAAGGGCCAGGUGUACGGUAAGCCGGUGCACUGCGGUAUUACCAAGUUGAAGUUUGCGCGCAACUUGCGAUCCGUCGCGGAGGAGCGCGCGGCGCGACGAUGCGGCGCGCUUCGCGUAUUGAACUCGUACUGGUUGAACCAAGAUUCCGUGUACAAGUACUAUGAAGUGAUCAUGGUGGACCCGAUGCACAAGUGCAUCCGCAACGAUCCGCGCAUUAACUGGAUCUGCAACCCGACGCACAAGCACCGCGAAAUGCGCGGUCUUACGUCGGCGGGCCGCAAGUACCGCGGCUUGCGCGGCAAGGGCCACAACUACACCAAGUCUCGCCCGUCCAAGCGCGCGACCUGGCGCAACAACAACCGACUCUCCCUCCGUCGUUACCGUUAA
Messenger RNA from Ostreococcus tauri, 615 nucleotides. RefSeq names its product Ribosomal protein L15e, conserved site. Lineage: Eukaryota; Viridiplantae; Chlorophyta; Mamiellophyceae; Mamiellales; Bathycoccaceae. Gene Ontology annotation, cellular component: ribosome; cytosolic large ribosomal subunit. Gene Ontology annotation, molecular function: RNA binding; structural constituent of ribosome. The record is from RefSeq and is a predicted model, not a curated record. The transcript is spliced from 2 exons. Bases 1 to 615 code for a protein of 204 amino acids. Gene Ontology annotation, biological process: cytoplasmic translation.